Daphnia pulex (common water flea) is the source of this 1721-nucleotide messenger RNA. RefSeq lists its product as uncharacterized. The record is from RefSeq and is a predicted model, not a curated record. The transcript has 2 exons. NCBI's taxonomy places the organism in Eukaryota, Metazoa, Arthropoda, Branchiopoda, Diplostraca, Daphniidae. Bases 194 to 709 code for a protein of 171 amino acids.
GUCUCUUCAACCAAUUCUUAACCUCAGUCGCACAGAAAAUCAUUUUCUGUAAGUAUAAAAUUGUUUUCUCCAAUUACCGUCGAACAUUAGUAUGGCUAUGAAAAUUGCAUUAAUCUUCUAAAUGUGUCGAUGGGAUGAAAAGUUAACACGGAUCACUAAAAAGUAAAUUUAAAUAUUUGUUGUAAAAGCUACGAUGGGAAGCAGCACAAGUGAUCUCAACAUUGUCAAAUUGGAAGACUGUGAAGAAGAAUGUGACUGCACGAAAAGAGAGGCCAAAUUCGCAUUUAGAUCCAGUGAUUCUCUACCUGGAAACAGCCCCACGUCAGUCCAGCACUGGACACUGAUCAUUCAUUUCCCCAGAGGCAAGAAAACGUACCUGUUUCAAGCCAAAGAAGAAAAUGGUCUCCUUCAAGCCGGCCGAGCAGAAAUUCCAUUCAAAGACCGUCAAAGACAUCCAAGUGCUGAGAAGGCCACGGUCGAAACUUCACCCAACGAAUUAUUGACGAAAGCUAAAAAAGUCAAAAAAGGAAAUUACAACGUCUUGUUGAACAACUGGCAAACAUGGAUCAAAGAAUUCUUACGUCUCAUUUCCCCCAAGUUGAUGACGUGGUUGAAAGAAAAAGUGGCCGCAACUGAAAGUGGCCCAAACAUUUCGUCGUCUUCAGUGGAACAUGAAUGUGAGAAACAAAAACUUGCAAAUAAAAGUUAAUUAAGAUUUAGACAAACUUGCUAGUUGCUCCUUGAUCAGUACAAAGGAGUCUCGCAGACCAUUUGUCUAUCAAUUUUAUUGACUUUGAGGUCAAUUGUAGUUUCCUACGUCAAAAAUGAAAACGGCUGUAACUUUCCCAUCGAUUUGUUUCUAAACUAUCGGUGUUUUGUUCAAACAGUCCCCAAAGUUAAGUUGGAUAAUUCAAUGCCAGACAAUAGUUGGAUCUAAAUUCGAUUGAAUAUGCUCUUACAUGCACUUGAACCCAAAGUCAAAAAUAAACCUGUAGAAAACACAUGCCACACCGACUGAAAUGAAACCUGAAUCAUCAAGAAAAGAUUAGGCAUAGAUCACGGAAGGGAAUCAUAUGAGUGAGAGCUACUGCACAGCCUUACAAUAAGAAAUCUGCUAACGGGCAACAAGUUAUGAACAGAAUGCAUUGAAAAGAGAUGCUCACCAUAUCAAUUAAGAAAAGGAGAGUAAUUUCCCAAUAAAGAUGUUACUCUCACAAGAUCCAAAUGCUAUCGGCUCCAUCUGAGACAAAUGGAAAGAACUGUGACGAGUAGAGGAAUCGACACACUCAAUUAUACAGUUUCUUUCGCAACAUUUUCCUUGUAAAUUCAAUAUUGAAAUCAAUGCAGAGAGAAGCAGUACAAACCAACCUGGAUAACACGGAUAAAAUUAUUUUGGUUACCCCGUGUACAUGCGGUCUAGUCUGGGACGUCUCCUGUUGAAGAAUGGCGUUUCUUUCUUUGAACACAGCGGGGCAGCACAAGUCAUCCCUUCCCAUUUCUAAUCCUUUUAUUUAACCUUGAAAUUAUUCAGAAAAUAUUUGGACGGGAGAUGUAGAAAAAAGGUAGCCCUACCUCCACAUCAUUACCAUAUUUUGUUUUCAUACGUGCAAAAAGUUUUCAAAUGACCUUCAUUUUUUGUUGACAAGUUAAUGAAAUAAGAAUCAACUUGAACUAUUCCCACAUCUUGCCAAUGAAACAAAAUAAAUGUAAUAUCAAGACUA